Artibeus jamaicensis (Jamaican fruit-eating bat) is the source of this 1962-nucleotide messenger RNA. It is a transcript of the gene GGN, whose product is annotated as gametogenetin. The record is from RefSeq and is a predicted model, not a curated record. NCBI's taxonomy places the organism in Eukaryota, Metazoa, Chordata, Mammalia, Chiroptera, Phyllostomidae. The coding region runs from base 16 to 1962 and encodes 648 amino acids. Gene Ontology annotation, biological process: gamete generation; double-strand break repair. The transcript has 2 exons. Gene Ontology annotation, molecular function: ubiquitin protein ligase binding.
CGACCUCCGUCAGAAAUGGGGAACGUGCAGUCGGAGCCGUCCGCGGGCGGGGGCUCCCGGAAAGAGCAGGCCUCGGACCGCUCCUCUGAGUCCCGCCGGAAGUCCUUGGCGGAGCCCGAGGUGACCCCCUCCUCCCCUGCCAGACGCCUGGCUCGCGGGCUGGGCGUUUGGUUCCCUGGCAGCUCAGCGCCCCCGGGACUCCUCGUACCCCCAGAGCCCCAGGCCUCACCCUCGCCCCUGCCCUUAGAGCUGCCCUCGCCAGUGACGCCCCCUUCAGAGGAGGUGGCUGUGGCUGUGGCUGCAGUCUCCACACCACCCCCACCCCCGGUGGGGACCUUGCUGCCCGCGCCGUCUAAGUGGAGAAAGCCCACGGGCACUCCGGUACCCCGGAUACGCGGUCUGCUGGAGGCAAGCCAUCGCGGCCAGGGCGACCCUCCAAGCCUCCGCCCGCUGCCGCCACCGGCCCUGCCACAAACCGAAGAGGACUCUGACCCUGUCUCGAGGGCCCCAUCCCCGACCCCGCCACCCUUGGAGCCCCCAAAGCCUCUGCCUUUCGAUCGACAACCCUCAGACAGCAGAAUCAGUCCUCCUCUGACUACACCCACCGAACCCCCCACAGCAAGCCAGGUCCGGCGCGACAGCGAGCGCCAAACUGCCGGCGGGGCCUGCGGAGGGGCGCUUCCUCAAGGAGGCGAGGGUGAAAUGGCCCAGCCUGCGGCCUCCGAGUCCGGCUUGAGUCUGCUGUGUCAAGUCACCUUCAAGUCAGGGCCCCCUUUGCCCCCUGCGGCAGGCUCGAGUUCCUUGGUCGCCAAAGUCUCGCUCGGUGGCGGUGGAGGCAGGGGACUCUUCACCGCGGCCUCGGGCGCCAUCUCUUAUGCCGAGGUCCUGAAGCAAGGGCCCCUGGCUCCUGGGGUUGCUCGCCCCCAAGGAGAGGUCCCUCGGGGGACCCAGGAAGUGGAGGGUGGUAAUGGAGACAGCGAGGGGUGCUCUGGGCCCUCCUCGGCACCUGCAUCCUACGCCCGGGCUCUUCCGCCACCACCCUACACCACCUUCCCAGGCUCAAAGCCCAAAUUUGACUGGGUGAAUCCUCCAGACGGUCCUGAACGCCACUUCCGCUUCAACGGGGCUAGCGGAGGCAUCGGGGCCCCCAGACGGCGCGCAGCCCCGUUCUCAGGCCCCUGGGGCUCCCCACCGCCUCCGCUAGGGCAGAUACAUCCAGCUCCGGGGCCCAGGAGGCCCGCACCCGCCGUGCUGGCGCCACCUAUGUUCAUCUUUCCAGCGCCCACCAAUGGCGAGCCCGUGCGCCCCGGGCCUCCCGGCCCACUGGAGUUGCAGCCGCCUCCGCCGCCACCCACGCCACCUCCAGCGCCGCCGCCCAUACCACAGCCACCAGUAAUCCAGCCAACACCACAGCUUGCAGCGCUCCCGCCCACCCCAGGCUCAGGCCACUUGGAGUCCCCCGAGGAUCCCGCCCCUGCCCCCACCCCAGCCCUUGCCUUAGCUGAAGACCAGGCCCCAGUCCCACCCCUGCCAGCUCCAGCUCUUAAGGCCGAACAGUCGCAGCGCACGCCCCCGCCCAUCAAAUCCCGCAAUCGCAGAAAUAAGGGCCCCCGUGCUGCUCGGGGCACGACCUGUGAGGAUAGCGCUCCUGGAGAGGGUGCUCGCGAACGGACGGCAGCCACCACGACUGACAGUAGCAGUGGUGGGGCUCCGCCAGCAGGAACGACUACCACUGGUGCCCGGCGCCACUGGCCACCCUUCCAGGUGCUUAACUCUUGUCCUUGCAAGUGUUACUGCCGCCACCAGCAACGCCAUCGCCGCCUGCCACGCAACGUGUCUGCCUGGCUGAGCACACCCACCAACCACCUGAGUGAGCCAUCCUGGGUUGCCACCAUCAAGUUGGCUGGCUCCCUAGUAGCUGGGCUGGAGCACUUCGACUUGCAGGCCACCCAUUCCAACUGA